GUGGAAGAUACGAGUAGCGAAAUUUCGAAUUGGAUGAUUAGUGUGAGGAGGAUGAACAUACUGAUGAUGUGACUAAAGAGGGAUAUUGGAGCGGCGGGCCGUGAAACGGGCAAAAUGUACCAUGUGUGAAUUUUUCAGGUCCAGCUCUUAUAUAUAUGUGCUGCUAAUAUAUUAAUGGAGUUUGUAAAUUUGGAUUUUGUAGACUCGAUUGUUACUUCCCACUUGCUUCAAGAAGUUACAAUGCAUUUGAAAACUCUCUCAAAUCUUCUCGUCUUUGCGGCUACCGUUGCAGCUCAUGGAUAUGUUGACAAUGUGACGAUUAAUGGAAUUCUCUAUACAGUAAGAUCCUUUCCAUUUCCAUCCGAUAAAAACAAGCGAAAGCGUAACUAACGCACUUUUACCUAGGGAUAUCAAGUAAGAUUACUUUCCCCCUCCAAAACAUCCCUAUUACAUCCUACUAACUCACCAACUCCCCAUAAAAGCCCAACUCAGAUCCAUACUACGCCACGCCUCCUCCGCGUAUCGUCCGUCCCGUGCAAGGCAAUGGUCCCAUAACAGAUCUAUCUCUUAUCGAUCUCCAAUGUGGCGGUUAUUCCGAAGGAGGAUUCGUAGGUUCUAAACCUGCUAAUUUAACAGGGGGUCCGGUUGCGGCUGGGAGUACGGUUAGUUUGAGAUGGACGCUUUGGCCUGAGAGUCAUUGUAAGUUUUUAGUCGUUUCUUUCUAGUGGUGGCGAUGGUGAUGAUGAUGAUGAUGAUGAUGAUGAUGAUGAUGAUGAUGAUGAUGAUUGGACAAUUGAGGAAAUAGGGAAUGGUAAGAUUAGGAUAGUGCUAAUUCGUACAUGUGAAGCCGGACCGGUCAUUACGUAUAUGGCGAAAUGUCCAGCUGCGGGAUGUAGUACUUAUUUACCAGGAACUGAGUAAGUCCUCUCACGUCCGAUUCCCCGACUAUCCAUCAUAACAACCCCUACUAAUCAACCGCCUCAAACAGCGCCGUCUGGUUCAAAGUCCAAGCCACAGGACGCAUUGGCAACUCCUCGGUCUGGGGCGACACACCCCUCAUGACAGCCGGAAACUCCUACUCCUAUACGAUACCCUCCUGUCUAGCGGCGGGAUCGUACAUCGUGCGACAUGAAAUCAUCGCUCUGCAUGCCGCGUGGACAUAUCCAGGCGCGCAAUUCUAUCCAUCUUGUCACCAGAUACAAGUUACGGGAAGUGGCACUAGUACAGGUCCCAGUAGCAAGGUGGCUAUUCCUGGGGUUUAUACUGCCACUGAUCCCGGUAUUACGUAUGAUAUGUAUGUGUCGCAGCCUUAUACUGUACCUGGACCGGCGGUUUUUACUUGUUAGGUGGAGAGGAGGCUAACGGAUGGGAUGGGAUGGGAUGGGAUGGGAUGAGAGGGUGGGGAAAAGAGAAAGAAUCGUGAUGGUGGAGUAUGUGAUGGUGCGUGGUGAAAGAUGUUGUACAUAUGUUGAUCUUUGCCGUCAAGUUGAGAACUAGAGUGAUGAAAGAUGUGUAAUUUGACAU
Sclerotinia trifoliorum is the source of this 1524-nucleotide messenger RNA. NCBI's taxonomy places the organism in Eukaryota, Fungi, Ascomycota, Leotiomycetes, Helotiales, Sclerotiniaceae. The record is from the annotation of a GenBank genome assembly.